Nelumbo nucifera (sacred lotus) is the source of this 3280-nucleotide messenger RNA. RefSeq names its product myb domain protein 65 (gene MYB65). NCBI's taxonomy places the organism in Eukaryota, Viridiplantae, Streptophyta, Magnoliopsida, Proteales, Nelumbonaceae. The record is from RefSeq and is a predicted model, not a curated record.
CUUUCUCUCUCUAGAUCCCUCUCUCAUGUAUCUUUCUCUCUCCAAACCCGUGGAAACUCUCUCCGACUCUCCCACACUCCUCUCUCUCUCUCCUCUGUACAUGCGUUACCAACAGACUGGGAGGAAGUGAGGAAGAAACAAUUAAUAAAGCUAUCUCCUUCCUCUAAGCUCUGAUAGCUGGUAGUCUCUCCUUUGCUCUCUCUCCUAUUUUCGCUCUCCUCUCGCCAUUUCUCACUUUAGGGUUUUUCUCUAAAGCAACUCCUCUCCUUUUCUCGCCCAUCACACAUCAAACCCUUUCUCUCUCUCUCUCUCUCUCUCUCUCUCUCCUCUUCACCUCUGGUUCUUUAUUUUGAUUCUUGUUUUUUCUAUUAGUAAUUUUGGUGUUUGAGUUCAGGAUCUGGUUGUGCUUUCGUGCUUCCAUUUUUUUGGGUAACGUGAAUCUUCGGGUAAGAUAAUUCUCAGAUGUAGGAUCUGCUGUGCAAAUUAAUAUUUUGAGGGUUUGAAUUUUUCCCUUUUUCCUAGCUCUGAAUGUUUAUCAGCUAGGUCUUUUUUUUCGUGUUGAUUUUUCUGAGCUGAAUUAUUAGGGUUUGGGUUUCAUUUGGGAAAUCGGAUUUGGUGCUCGCAAAAUUGUGCUCACAGCUCUCUCACAGGGGAGAUAUUCCCAAUACACGGCUGAAAAAGGCUGUGAGAACGGUGUGAGCACAAUUUUGUAAGGACCGAAUCCGCCCUCUUCAUUUGGAGCGUUGGAGUUAUUUUCAGUUUAUUUAUUUAUUUAUUUAUUACCAUCUUGCCAUUGUUUUUCGAGUUCUGAGGUGGAUUUGGGUACAUAGCUGGAUUUCUGGAUUUGUUUGGGGUUUUCGGGAGCCGGCUCCUGCAAAUGUUCAGUUGUUAGGUUUUGUGUUCUGAAAUUGAUGGUCCUUUUCUGGUUUCUGCGACCAGACACGGUCUCGAUUAUGUUCACGGGGAUUCAGGUUCAUUUAACUUAAUGGAGCUACAGUUUGGAUGUUGACGGUUUUUCGUAUUCUAGGCGUUCUUACAGAAGACUUAUAUUCUUCAAUUGGUACCUUUUUCUUUUUCGAUUGAGUCCUCCUAAUUGCUACUCUGAUAAUUUUGAAUGCUAAGUUUGGUUUUUCUCUGUUACCAUAUCUCUAUAUUGGGUUGUCUGGGGACGAUCUGGGCUUUUGAUGGCACUGGUAUCUUCUUUUUUUCUAUUUUGCCUCUUUUCUUUUCCCUUUUCCAGGAUUUCUGGUUCGGGAACGCCGAGAAUGGGAUGGCAGUAAGUAGUCUUGAAUUAAUCAUUUGCUCUCAAGACUACGAGUGUUUUGAAAUAGGAUCAGGUGAAUCCAUAUUAAGAUGAGUCGAUCAACUAAUGAUAGCGAAGAAAGUAUGCUCUCAAAGGAUCAGAUUGAUUCACCAUCUAUUGAUGACAGUAGCUGUGGGAGAACUAUGGGUGGAGGGGUUGUUCUGAAGAAAGGGCCAUGGACAUCAGCGGAAGAUGCAAUUUUGGUGGACUAUGUUAAGAAGCAUGGUGAAGGAAAUUGGAAUGCUGUCCAAAAGCAUUCAGGGCUUUUUAGAUGUGGGAAAAGUUGUCGUUUACGCUGGGCAAAUCAUCUAAGGCCAAACUUGAAGAAGGGUGCUUUCAGUCAAGAAGAAGAGCGAAUGAUAAUCGAACUCCAUGCAAAGAUGGGGAACAAAUGGGCUCGGAUGGCUGCACAUUUGCCUGGACGUACAGAUAAUGAGAUAAAGAACUACUGGAAUACCCGAAUCAAGAGACGACAACGAGCUGGCUUACCACUUUAUCCUCCUGAGGUGUGUCUGCAAGCAUUAAAUGAGAGCCGGCAAACUCAGAACUCAGUUGAAAUCAAUAGUGUGGAUAAACGGCACCAUGAUCUCUUGCAAGGAAACAGUUAUGAGAUUCCCGAUGUCAUUUUUGACAAUUUCAAGGCAACCCAAGGGGCUUUAUCUUAUCCAUCAGCACUUCCCAACAUUUCUACUAGCAACAUUCUGACACAGAAUCUGGUUUCGUCCCAGAAUUACAGUUUCAUGCCUCCCAUAAUGCAUCACACCAAACAGCUUCGAGAAUCAGAGGGGUUGUUUCCUGGUUUGAAUGGUAACGUAACCAGUGCACUCCCACCAUUUGACCAGUUUCAGGGUGAUAAUUGUGAGAAAAUACAUCGGCCAUUUGGGUUGUCUUUUCCAUAUGAUCCUGACCCCAAUGCCAAGGAUCCACCUCAUUUUGGUAGCCAUGCCCUUAUAAAUGGCAAUUUCUCUGCUUCUAAGCCCAUUCCAGGGGCUGUGAAGUUGGAGCUCCCUUCACUCCAAUAUCCAGAAACUGACCUUGGUAGCUGGGGUACAUCCCUUCCCAUGCCUGUAUCUCUUGAAUCUGUUGAUACAUUUAUCCAAUCCCCUCCACCAACUGGGUCAGUGCAGUCAGAUUGUCUUUUGCCAAGGAACAGUGGCCUGCUGGAAGCAUUACUUCAUGAGGCACAGAAUAUAAGCAGUGCUAAGAAUCAGUCGGCUGACAAGAGCUCGAGUUCUUCGGUUGUUACACCCAAUGAAGUGGUGGACAGCUCAAACUUGAAUCUAUGUGAAACAGAAUGGGAUGAAUACAGUGACCCGAUCUCUCCAUUGGGCCGAUCUGCUGCUUCAGUUUUUAGUGAGUGCACUCCCAUUAGUGGGAGCUCUUUUGAUGAGCCCCCAUCAAACGAUAUAUUACCUGGAUCUAACAUCAAGCCAGAAACAGCUGAAAAGGUUUCAACCCCAGAUGGAGACAAGGAAAUCUUAAAUCGAUUGGAUUUUUCCAGGCCUGAUGCCUUGCUAGGUUCCGAUUGGUUUGGGCAGAGCUCUGAUAAUGGGAAAGACCUAUCCGUUGUGACUGAUACUAUAGCAACACUGCUUGGUGAAGAUUUCUGUAGUGAUUACAAGCAAAUGACUGCUGAAACUUCAAAGAUGGGUCAAGGAUGGGGUCUGGGCUCUUGUGCAUGGAAUAACAUGCCUGCUGUCUGUCAUAUGUCUGAACUCCCUUGAAACCUUCUGGGACUUGGUUUAUGUUGAAGAUUUGUUUGAUGUGGACAAUCAAAUCUGGUUUCUUCCUCGAUUAAAAGGUGAGGAUGAAAUUAUGGUAACAUGUGUAAUAGUCAUGGUUAUUUGCUAUGUGAUAUCUUCAUGUUUCCGCUAGGCAGGCUUCUGUUAUAAUUGUAGAAUUAAUAUGCAGUAUGAACCAUAUGGAACAUUGCCAUUCAGUGGUUUCAAUUAUUUGAUGGAUUUCAUUUGAUUAGAA